This is a messenger RNA of Hydractinia symbiolongicarpus, 2207 nucleotides long. RefSeq lists its product as uncharacterized. Bases 1027 to 1329 code for a protein of 100 amino acids. The record is from RefSeq and is a predicted model, not a curated record. The transcript has 2 exons. NCBI's taxonomy places the organism in Eukaryota, Metazoa, Cnidaria, Hydrozoa, Anthoathecata, Hydractiniidae.
UUUGUACGGAACGGUAAACUUCUUUCCAUGAGUUGCUUUCUUUGCAUUGUAUUGUAAGUUUUCUUAGUCUUUUUCUCAAGUGUGCCAUUGUCAAGUUUAGUAUCCUAUCUAUUCCUAGUCAACUUUUCAGAUGAUGAUCCACUUUUUUUAUUUCCCCAUGUCUAAAGUACUAUCUAUGGGAGAAUAUUGGCCGUCGUCAAUUUCUCCUUGUUUUGGAAGCAUUCAUCAGCAUCUCUUAUAUUGUGCAAUUACGUGUAAAAUGUGGAACCUUUUACAUCAGGCAGACAUCUUUCAGCAGACAUCUUAGUUGUUUCCUUUAAAACUUAGAUACAGUAGAGCUACACGCUGGAAAUUUUUUGCUUGUUUUAAAAAAUAUAUAUUUGAAUUCAGCAUCAAGAUUUAUAAAAGCAUGCAAAUUUUUGAGUACGACUAGCUCUCUAUUAGUAGCCAAACUUUUGAUGUUUCGUGAAGAAAUGACCACACAAAUGAACCACAGUCAUAAUGUUUCGCUGCGGUUAAAUGUUAUGAUCAAACUCUCAGGGACCUUCUCCAAGAUCAUUUCAGUUUUGAUAUGAAUUAAAACAAUUUUCAUUGUAUGGAAAUCGUUUCAAUAUUUUUUACAUUGUUUCAUAAUUGUAUCAUAAAACGAAUUACAUGUUCCAUAUUUUAUUCGCGAAUCGAUUUUGUAUAAACUACGUAAAAAUGAAACGAUUAUGAAACGAUUUUGAAACGAUUAGAGAAAAUUCGGAAACAAUUUGAUACGAUUGUCAAAAUAUUAUUUGUGAUACGAUGUAAAAGUCUUUGUAGUUAUUGAAACGAAUUUUGAUGUUGAACUAAUUAAAAACCAACUAUAUAAACUAUAUAUAAAUGUAAAAUUAUUGUUUCUCUUUCUUUUAUUCAACACAACAUCGACAUCAUCAACAACAUCUUUUAUCAAAAAUAUCGUUAAACAGUUUUUUAAAACUAAAAAUAAACAGUUUUUCUUAAAAUUAACAAUUUUCCUUAAAAUGAAACUGACGAUAGUGAAUGGACAGUGAUUCGGAAACGGAACAUGUGACAAGGAGAAAGUUGAACAACUUUAUCGAGGUUACAAAAACUACUGGAGAAAUAGUUCUUUACAAAUAUUUAAAAGAAUCAGAGGAACAAGAAUCACUCGAAAACGUUAGUUUGACAGCAGCAACUAUCGAAAACGUCCAAUCUUCAAUGUCACCUGCUAUUAAUGAACCAAUAGUUGAAACAUCGGCUGGUAUUGAUGUUGACUUCUCAAGCUCUGAUGGCGGAAUGAGAAAUGUUUCUCUGGCAGCAACUAACGCGCUGAAUUCUCUAUAGUCCUCCUGUAAAAAAAUUGCCACUGAUUACAAGUAAUUGCGAUACAGACAUAGGAAGCUUAUUGAUGGAACUAUUAGCUGAAAUCUAAAACAUAAAGAACGAGUUAAUAGUCGUGAAAAAUGAUGUGCAAAAUUAAAGGGCGUCUUAUCAAACAUCGACGAAGAAGUGGAGACAUUGUUUGAGAAUACUAGGAAUAUUGAAAAAAACUUAAAAACAAAAAUUCAAAAACGCCUUAACAAUCACAACUUGCAGCUAAUUAGCAGAAAAAUCGAGAACCCUCAUUCACAGAGUUGGUAGUAUCGUCAAUUAAUUCUGAUGAAAGUGAAACGUAUUUGUGGAAAUCGAUACUAAGUCAAACGUCAGUGGAAGACAACCAUGCUUCGGAUAUUAAUUUCACUUCACCGAAUCAAAAUGUAUUUUUUAAUAAUACAUUUGAAAAUCCGGCUAUCUCUCUUGAAAGGCAAACUUUGACACCAUGUCUAAAGAAGAAAAGAGCUCUGGUUUUAUUAAAGCAGAAUUAGAGCGAAAAUAUUCCAAAAGUGAAUUGGCGCAUGGCAGCAUGGAGGGAGGGAAAAGAACCUAUGCUGGAGAAGUCAUAAAGAAAACAGCCCCCUCUCCAAAUCGACUAAAAACAAUACUUCACUGGCUAGAAAAAAUUUUAAAGACGAUUUUGAAACCAUUACAAAUAUGAACAAACUUGUUAAUUCAAAAUGUAGACAAAUAAAAAGAAGGGUUGAUGUCAAAAAAAUGUUGGAAGAAAAAGAAAACAAUGUAAUUAACGAAUAAAAUCAUUAACAUACCAUUAUUUUUGUAUAUGUUUUUUUAUAAAAAGUGUGUAAAUAGUGUUUAUGAUAUUUGAACAAAAAUUUAUUCUCUUU